AUGGGCCGGAUCCCGUGCUGCGAGAAGGACAACGUGAAGCGCGGGCAGUGGACGCCAGAGGAGGACAACAAGCUGCUCUCCUACAUCACGAUCCACGGCACCCGCAACUGGCGCCAGAUCCCCAAGAACGCCGGUCUGCAGCGGUGCGGGAAGAGCUGCCGGCUGCGGUGGACCAACUACCUGCGGCACGGCGGGUUCACCGACGCCGAGGAGCAGACCAUCAUCAAGAUGCACUCCGUCGUCGGCAACCGGUGGUCCGUCAUCGCCGCGCAGCUGCCCGGCCGGACGGACAACGACGUCAAGAACCACUGGAACACCAAGCUCAAGAAGAAGCUCUCCGGAAUGGACAUCGACUCCGUCACGCACAAGUCCUUCUCCCACCCUACUGUACUGUCUGUUGGCUUGGUAGUUGCUCUGCUGUUGAUGGUGUCCCAUUUAAACUACUCCCGUUAA
Molecule: messenger RNA, 453 nt
Organism: Lolium rigidum
Lineage: Eukaryota; Viridiplantae; Streptophyta; Magnoliopsida; Poales; Poaceae
Product: transcription factor MYB80-like
Exons: 2
Coding region: 1-453 (150 amino acids)
Source: RefSeq, a predicted model, not a curated record